AUGGAUCCAAACAAUUUACCCGACUGGAACACAUUUUACAACGAAUGUGUGGAGGAUUUUAUGAAUGACACGUUCGUUGAAGAUAUGAUGCAGCAGGAGAUGGAGUUCUAUCAACAACAACAACAACAUGCCAACACCGUUAGACCCAAGAAAACAAGAAGAGUAAUAAAGAGAGAUCGUGAAGCUGGGAACGAGCGGUUGAUGAAGGACUACUUCUCUGAAAAUCCUGUAUACACGGAAGAGCUUUUCCGACGAAGGUUUCGAAUGCGAAAGCAUGUGUUCCUCAGAAUUGUAGAGGCCCUUGGGUCUUAUAACCCGUACUUUUUAAUGUCCGUUGAUGCAGUUGGAAGACAAGGUCUAUCACCAUUACAAAAGUGCACCGCCGCUAUUCGUAUGUUAGCGUAUGGAUCACCUGCUGACAGUGUUGAUGAAUACGUUAGAAUUGGUGAAAGUACUGCAAUUGAGUGCUUAAAGAAUUUUGUAGAAGGUGUGUGUGAAGUAUUUGGUGGGCAAUACUUGAGGCGUCCAAACGAGGAAGACAUGACACGCCUACUUCAAUGGGGGGAGUCUCGUGGAUUUCCAGGUAUGUUAGGUUCCAUUGAUUGUAUGCAUUGGGAAUGGAAGAAUUGUCCAGUUGCGUGGAAAGGUCAAUACACCCGAGGUGAUCAUGGAAGACCCACAAUCAUGCUUGAAGCAGUGGCAUCACAAGACUUGUGGAUUUGGCAUGCAUUUUUUGGCAUUGCAGGCUCAAAUAAUGACAUUACUGUGCUAAACCAAUCUCCGGUGUUUAAUGAGGUUUUGCGUGGAGCUGCUCCCAUGGUGAAAUUUAGAGUGAAUGAAACAAUGUAUCACAUGGGAUACUAUCUAGCAGACAGUAUCUAUCCCGAGUGGGGUACAUUUGUGAAGACCAUCCCAAUGCCACAAGGAGAAAAAAAACAAAAGUUUGCCAAAAGACAAGAAGCAGCAAGAAAGGACGUGGAACGUGCAUUCGGAGUGCUCCAAUCUCGGUUUGCGAUUGUCCGUGGUCCAUCACGCUGGUGGCAUCCGAAUGACAUGAAGUCAAUCAUCUAUGCUUGCAUCAUAUUGCAUAACAUGAUUGUUGAAGAUGAGCGCAACACGUACAAAGGUAAUUUUGUUUAUGAGCAGGUCAAUAAUGACAUAUCGGAUGCUGAAGUAUUAAGCGGUCCUAUUCCCGCUUUUAGAAAUAUGUUGGAAAGGAGAGCACAUCAAAUUGAAAAGUCAAUCCAUCGCCAACUUCAAGCAGACUUGGUGGAGCAUAUCUGGGACCUUCCUGAAAUCGAUAAUAAUGAAACUUAAUCUUCACGCCUUGAUGUGUAUUUCGUUUCAAAUGUAUUGUUGUUUAUUUUUCAUUCUCAUGUAUUUCCUUUCGUAUUUAUUUUGUUAAUGUAAUGUAUUAAGGUCUCUCUUAGGGAUUGUUGUACUCUUUUUCCUUCACUAGGCUUGUAUCCCAAUUGGGCUUUUCCUAGUAAGGUUUUAAUGAGGCUCUCUCUCUCAA
Molecule: messenger RNA, 1516 nt
Organism: Lotus japonicus
Lineage: Eukaryota; Viridiplantae; Streptophyta; Magnoliopsida; Fabales; Fabaceae
Exons: 1
Coding region: 1-1317 (438 amino acids)
Source: RefSeq, a predicted model, not a curated record